Molecule: messenger RNA, 4484 nt
Organism: Dicentrarchus labrax (European seabass)
Lineage: Eukaryota; Metazoa; Chordata; Actinopteri; Moronidae
Gene: sgk2a
Product: serum/glucocorticoid regulated kinase 2a
Exons: 13
Coding region: 301-1398 (365 amino acids)
Biological process (GO): protein phosphorylation
Molecular function (GO): ATP binding; protein serine/threonine kinase activity
Source: RefSeq, a predicted model, not a curated record
ACACACACACACACAGUCACAAAAGGUCUAAGCUCCGCCUCAUUUGAAGCCUCUAACUUCUCAUCAAUGAUUCACUCUCUUGAAGUCGACCUUCCUCUAUGACCGUCUGAAAUAAAGAAGUAAAAACUGACCUCAGAUCCGCUUCAGCUGUGAGCCUUCUGCAGCUCUGCCAGCUCAAAUCUGUUUUGAGUGUCCUCAGUGUCUGCGCAGAGUACACUGCCUGCACACUGACCACCUCUUCCUCUGCACACAGGUCUGUCACACGCUGAUGCUGGAUCUCCAGUGGGAGUGGAAUGGAUAAUGGCCAUGGCACACUGUAAUCAGCGGUCACCGUCCUCCUCUCCUCAUGAUGACGUCAACCUGGGACCUUCAGCAAACCCACAUGCCAGGCCCACUGACUUUGACUUCUUGGCUGUCAUUGGCAAGGGCACCUUUGGAAAGGUGCUGCUCGCCAAGCUCAAAGCCGACAACAAAUUCUACGCCGUCAAAGUGCUACAGAAGAAAGUCAUCCUGAAGAAAAAAGAGCAAAAAAACAUAAUGGCGGAGAGAAACGUGCUAUUGAAGAGUCUGAAACAUCCGUUUCUGGUUCGGCUCCACUACUCCUUCCAGACCCCAGAGAAGCUCUACUUUGUCCUUGACUACGUGAAUGGGGGAGAGUUGUUCUUCCACCUGCAAAGAGAGAGGUGUUUUUCAGAGCCCAGAGCGAGGUUCUACACAGCCGAGGUAGCAAGCGCUAUCGGCUAUCUUCACUCUCUCAACAUUGUUUACAGAGAUCUGAAGCCAGAGAAUAUUCUCUUAGACUCUCAGGGCCAUGUGGUGUUGACAGAUUUUGGGCUGUGCAAAGAAGGCGUAGAACCGGAGGGAACCACCUCAACUUUCUGUGGUACUCCAGAAUACUUGGCACCAGAGGUUCUUCGUAAGGAACCAUAUGACAGGACAGUGGACUGGUGGUGUCUGGGAGCAGUGCUCUAUGAGAUGAUCUACAGCCUGCCUCCUUUCUACAGCCGUGACGUCGGUGAAAUGUAUGAUGGGAUCCUCCACAAGCCGCUGCCGCUCCCUCCUGGAAAGUCUGAGGCCGCCAGCGCUCUGCUGGUGGGUCUCCUGCAGAAGGACCAGCACAGACGCCUCGGGGCCAUCGCUGACUUUUUAGAAAUAAAGAACCACAUCUUUUUCUCUCCAAUCAACUGGGACGACCUUUACCACAAGAGAAUAACUCCUCCUUACAACCCUAAUGUGAGAGGCCCAGCUGACACUCAGCAUAUUGAUCCAGAGUUCACCAGAGAAAUGGUUCCUAACUCAGUGAGUCAAACCCCGGAGCUCAGCGCCAGCACCAGCUCCAGCUCCAGCAACGCCUUCAAUGGAUUCUCUUUUGUCGCCAAUGAGGACAGUUUUCUGUGAGGCAGGAGUUAACUGUUCAAAUGUCUGAACAGGGUGAGUGAGUGAUCACAUCUCUUUUGAGUUAAGAGCUCAUGAACAUAAGAGCUCCUCAUGUACCAUUGCAGAAACCCCAUCUAUGUGUUUGAGUACAGCAGGGAUUUCCAAAUUGUUCCACUUGAGGGUGUGGCAGGAAGGGAGCAUGCCUGCAAUGGAGACAGUUAAGGUUAAAAUAUGUAAACAUUUUGCCUGGAUGUCCCAGGUCUGUUCUCGGAGGGAUAGAGAGGAUCGACAUGAACGUGUUACCAAAUAUACAGAGCUCACAAGAAAUAGGAGCAUCUUUAAGGUGCAGUGAAAAUUAUCUUUAUUCCAUUUAUUUGCAAUGGAGUAAAGAGCAUGUGAGGGUGGAUUUACUCAAAAUAUGUGUUUUAUAUUUCCUUUAUGCACAGACUUUUAUCAUACUGUUUAAAAAGAAAAAAUAAACACAAUGUUGUCUUCCUGUGUACAUCUAAACUUAGGGCUCUAUUUUCCUGAAAAAGUGUGUAAACAUAAGCGUAAUCUCCUGGUGCAAACACUAAUUUUUGCAAUUCUGGUGACCACGAGAGCAACACGGUGCAGUUUGUUACAGCGUGAAAAACAGGCUGAAUACAUUAUUAGUUUCAGAAAUGCAAGAAUCAUCUAAUGAAAUCCUCUUAUCCCCUUUAAGAGCAGCAGGUGGAACAAAGAGAGAGGCUGAGGUCCAAAGUAAACCAAAUACAAAACAUAUUAAUAUACAUCAAUCUAAAUAUGUCAAUGGCAGAAUGAACAGACAGCUGAUGUUUAUCGGUGAAGCAGCUGCUCAAAUAUGGGUUCGGCUGGUUAGAGUCGUACAGUUGACAGUUCACUAAACUGAGUAGACCACAAUCACAGCUGCAGUGUCAUUCAUCAUCUCCUCUCUGGAUAAGAAAAUUAUUUUUAAGCUCUUAAAAGCAUUUAAUAUUGUCAAUCAUAAAAUCCUACUCCACAAACUACAGUCUAAAGGUUGAGAUGAAGCCACGCUUCACUGGUUCCACUGACGUCGCAGAGAGAACGCAGACUAGACGUCGCUGAUGAUACACAGUCAAGCCAUCUUACCACCAGACAUGGGUUGCCACAGCAGUCUAUCCUUGGUCUUUUGCUGUUUACUUUAUACAUAAAUAACUCUUAACUCUUAAUUCUUCCUAAUCAAUACUGCAGUGUCCUUUUUCUUUUGCUGGUGAUACAAUUUUAUAUGCCCCAGGCUCCACCCCAGCCCAGGCACUGACUUCGUCUCUGACUUUGAUGUUUUCUAAUUAUUAUAUAAUCAUAGUUUCAAAUGCAGAAAGGAUCAAGCACUUGAUAUUCUCCACCUCCACCAGUGACUCUGACUUUCCGACCAUUAAAACUUUAAAUGGCACCCAUAUUACUCUGGCAGAGUCCUACAAAUACUUAGAAAUUUGGCUUGGCAGCAGACUAUCUUUAACUAUUCCUAAACAUACAUGAAAGGUGUUUUUGUGUUUCUGCCAGCUUAAACCACAAAAAUUGCCCUGACACUGGCUUUAAGCAUGCAGGAAGAUAGAGCCCUUAGUUUCCUCUGUCUCACUGAUCUUAUUUUAAUACAAUAUAGAUCUGAAUGAACACAAACAUAAUAACCUCUGGGUUGAGCAGUGCUUUGAAACAGGGGUUGAUGUCAAGAAAACGCAAUGAAAAAGUUCACUUUUAAAAAAGUAGUUUCAACAAUGCAGUGUUUGCAUUUUAACACCAGUACACAAUUAACAUUAUACGCUUUUGUCACAUUUAUAUGCUAAAGAAAAACUGAGAUGACUGGCAGCCUCUACUGGCUUUACACUGUUUUUACACUCUUCUACAGACUUCACAGGGAAACUGCUGCACUUCUGGCACAGAUGCAGAUGGAUUACUGUGCAGCAUCAGUCUCGUAAACUUCACUGUGUAAUUGUCAUUAUAAAGUACAUUAACUUCACUUUACUUACUACUUACUUACUACUACUGGUGUUCCAGUGCAAAGAGAGCUGAAGAUUUCAUCUGUAUAAGUUUAUGCAGUGACAAAAGUGAUAAAAGUAAAUCACAUCACAUCCAAUAUGUCUUUUUCUUAAAUAAAGACAAAAAAACAAAGAUGAAAAAGAUAGAAAUAAUAGUAACAGUAAUAUAUAACAUGGUGUGUCAGUAAGGCUCUCAGUCCUCACAACUCUGGUCUCAUUUGUUUAUGGUAAUUAUACCAAAGUGUCUAAAUGCAUUUGUAGAUGAUGCACUGCUGUUAAAAAAUGCUCCAUGAAGCUGUUUGUUUCGUUGGACUGUGGUUUUGUUUUCUGUGUUGUUAACUGGAAACGUGUUCCAAAUGUUUGUCUGGAGAUUAUUUUAGCCUGUAAAUAGCUGACAUUGAUAUUGAUUAGUUUUGUUUUAUGAUACAUGCUAAAAAGUGAAUGUUAUAUUGGAAAUGCUGUGUGUAACGACUGUAAAUAUACAGUCGCAGCUUUGCAAUAAGAGUACGUACUGUAAUGUGAUCAGUGUAAACCAUGAAGUGCCUCUCUGCCUUGGAAAUGAAGUUGAUGAUCUAUGGUGCUUGAGGUUGGCAGUGAUGGGUAAUAUACUUGUACAUCUGAUGUCCCUGCAUUUUAUUUUCAUUUUCUCAUUUAUAUAUAUACACAUAUAAUACUUGUCUUGUUGUACAUUUGAUAUUAAAGAAACUCUUCUCUUCCAGUUCCCGAACAUAGUGUGUUCCUAUUUACCUCCUUAAAACACUUCUGUUGCUUUUGUUCAAAGUUUUAAAUUCACAGGAUACUGUAUCAAAUACUUUUCCAUUAAACCAAAUACACUAACAGGGAAAAUCGUCUACCUCUAAAUCAUUAAUGGGUAAUUCUUCCGACAAGCUCUGACCCUCCUUGUUCACCAUUUGCCUUCUGAAGCUGUAACCCUGCAUGUCGAGCUGUUAUUCCCUGACUGAUCCUGUAAACAGAGAGGUUGAUGUUAAAGACUGUCAGGUCACGCUGCCAGCAGCAGCAUCAUAGUGGGCUGAUACCAACCGAAGCAAAAAAUUCUAGCCUGUGUGUAUGUACAUAGAAAAUGUGUUAAUAAAUCAAACAGCUGUCAAAACA